Molecule: messenger RNA, 4551 nt
Organism: Sciurus carolinensis (gray squirrel)
Lineage: Eukaryota; Metazoa; Chordata; Mammalia; Rodentia; Sciuridae
Gene: Il7r
Product: interleukin 7 receptor
Exons: 8
Coding region: 25-1512 (495 amino acids)
Biological process (GO): hemopoiesis; cytokine-mediated signaling pathway; positive regulation of receptor signaling pathway via JAK-STAT
Cellular component (GO): membrane; external side of plasma membrane
Molecular function (GO): protein binding; cytokine receptor activity
Source: RefSeq, a predicted model, not a curated record
CUGUGUUUAUACUUCCCCCUGUCUAUGGUUAAGCAAGUGCAGAGCUGUGGACCUCGACUACCUCCUUCUCUCUCUCAUUCAUUUCUACACGCAGGCUCACACUUCAGCUCUCUCCAGUCUCUCAGAAUGACAAUUCUAAGUACAACUCUUGGUACGGUUUUCUAUUUACUUCAAGCCGUUUCUGGAGAGAGUGGCUAUGCAGAGAAUGGAGACUUGGAAGAUGCAGAGCCGGAUGACAACUCACUUUUAUUUUCAUUCUCCUGCUAUAGUCAGUUAGAAGUGGAUGGACCCCUGCACUCGCUGACCUGUGCUUUUGACAACCCAGACAUCAACAGCACCAAUCUGAAAUUUGAAAUUUGUCAUUCCCUUGUGGGGACAGAUUGCCUGAAUUUGAGUAAACUGCAAGACAUAUACUUCAUCAAGACCAAGAAGUUUUUACUUAUUGGCGACAGUGAUAUAUGUGUGAAGCUUGGAGAAAAGAAUUUAAUUUGCCAAAAAGUGGACAUAGUCACUAUAGUUAAACCUGAGGCUCCUUUUGACAUAGAAGUCAUCUAUCGUGAGGAAGCUAAUGACUUUGUGGUGACAUUUAAUACCUCACACUUGCAAAAGAAGUAUGUAAACCAAUUAAUGCAUGACAUAGCCUACCGCCAGGAAAAAGAUGAAAAGGAUUGGAUGCACGUGAACUCAUCCAACACAAAGUUGACACUCCUGCAGAGAAAACUGCAACCUGAUGCAAUGUAUGAGAUUAAAGUCCGAUCCAUCCCAUAUAGCGAGUAUUUUCAAGGCUUCUGGAGCGAGUGGAGUCCAAGUUCCCACUUCAGAACUCCAGAAAUCAAUCGUGCAGGGGAGAUGACUCCUGUUUUACUAACUAUCAGCAUUGUGAGUUUUAUCUCUGUGGUUCUGUUGGUCAUCUUAGCCUGUGUGUUAUGGGAAAAAAGGAUUAAGCCUAUGGUAUGGCCCAGUCUUCCUGAUCAUAAGAAGACUCUGGAGCAACUGUGUAAGAAACCAAAAAAGAAUUUGAAUGUGAGUUUCAAUCCUGAAAGCUUUUUGGACUGUCAGAUUCAUGAGGUGGAUGGCAUUCAAUCAAGAGAUGAAGUAGAAGGUUUUCUGCAGAGUACUCUUUCUCCACAGGAGUCUGAGCAGCAGGGACUUGGCAGGGAUGGGCAUGGUCCCAACCGGCCCUCUGACAUUACAGCCAUCACCCCAGAAACUUUCAGAGGAGAUUCAUCCCUCAGAUGCCUGGCUGGAAAUGUCAACACAUGCGCUGCCCCAUUACUCCCUUCCUCCAGGUCCUCAGACUGUAGGGAGGGUGGCAAGAAUGGGCCUCCCAUGUACCAGGGUUUGCUUCUUAGCCCUGGAACUGCAAACAGCACCCUGCCUCCACCAUUUCCUUUCCAAUCAGAAAUCCUGACAUUGAACCCAGUUGCUCAGGCACAGCACAUCCUCACUUCCCUAGGACCAAAUCAAGAAGAAGCCUAUGUCACCAUGUCCAGUUUUUACAAAAACCAAUGAAGAGUAAGAAAUCCAAGACUGACAACGAUGUCUGGGAGGGGAAGGCAAGAGUUCCUACUCCCCCUCAUGGCAUGAAGAGAACAAAACGAAUGUAACCCCCCCUACAUCAUCCACAGAAUUUUGAGACAUCACUUUGACCUAAUGAUUCAUAACCUUCAACAUGAGCCAAGAACAUUCUGCUUCUACCAUGUUGAUUUGGUAAUAAGGUUUCAGGCGAGCCAAUGAAUUAACUAUUUAAGGGGAAAAAACAGGAAAGGAUGGAGAGGUAAGAGAGGCAUGAAAGAAGGAAGGAAGGAAGGAUGGAUGGAAGGAAGGAAGGAAGGAAGGAAGGAAGGAAGGAAGGAAGGAAGGAUAUUGUACUAUUAUUGGUUACUAUGCUACUAUAUAUCCAGUGCUGCACUAAGUGUCCUGCACAUCUUGUCUCACUUCAUCCUCACAAUAAUCCUGAGGUGGGGUACAAUUAUUAUUAUUAUUCCCUUUUUUUUAAUUGGAAAAAUUGAGAAUGCAGGAUUUUCGUAACUUGUCUAAGUUACCCACUCAGUUGGGGGAGAGAAGGCUGGAACCUAGGUCUGAUGCAGUCUCCCUGAGCCACGAGCCUUUCUCUUAACUAAGGAUUACCCUGUUCUUGGGUGCAAACCUCACUAAUAACUGGGUGACUAUUUAAUUUAUUAUCCAAAAUGGAUCACUUUUGAAAGUGAAAGGGAAAGUUAUUAAAUAAUCACUCCAGAACAUUAAGUAUAAACUAGAGCUGUCCAGACAAAAGUAGGCCUAUGAUCACCUUCAUGUAAAAUGGUUCUGAGGAAAAAAGUGGGGAACACAUGUGAACUACCAUGGCCAGUCAUGUCAAAACAAGGGAAGAAGACAAGAGAAAGAGCUGCCAUGCCCAUUGGAUUUUUGUCUUUCUGAAAAUGAUAUCAAGAGGGAAUUGACUUGAAACCCAGAAUUCUAAUGUUCAUUAUCAAGGACAUGAUCCUCUUUCUGCCACCACCAACUCCAUCUAUCCAAGAUGGCAGAAGAACUGACCCUGGACAGUAGGAUGUUUGACCACUGAGAUGGGAAUGACCCCUCCUCUGUGUGUAGACCCUGCCCAAACUGUUUCCAGUUCUACAGCUCUGGAUGUUGCCAAGAACUUCAGAGAGAAGAGGGUCCCCACUGUGGCUAUGUCCCUGAACAAACAGAGAAGAGUGAAAUGUGAAAUUUGACAUCCAUUCUCUUUCCUUUCUUGGUCUAGAUAAAUUUCUCACAAUCAGCUCAAACCAAAUCAAGGAAGCUGAACAAUGUCAACAAACCCCUCUCCCACAGGCCCCUGACCCUGUCUAUGGAAUCACACAAGGCAGAGGCAUCCCCAGGAAGUGAAGGACCAGUUCAGGGUUUUGUUUGGGAUUUAUUGUUGCUUGUGUUUUGAAUUUUCUUCUUUGUUCUGUUUGUAUUUUGUUUAGGAAGACUAAGAGGUUUUUUGUUUGUUUUUUUUUUAAUUUUUGUGUUUGUUCUGUGCUGUCUGGAAAGGGGAUUUUAGGUGGUAGACUAAUGAACCCUAUCUAUUGGUUUAUUAACUGAUCUUACUAUUGACCUACAAAUAAUCAAAACAUCUUAUUCUUCUAAUGACUGUUUUACCUUCCAAAGAGCUUUCCUCUCAAUCUGUAGGAAUGAACACCGUACCAUAAAUACCAUGGCCAUUUAGUUUUGAGUAAUGUUUCUGUGGUUUUCAAAGCACUUCAAUAAGCAUUCACUUUCCACUCCUUGACAAGCAUUUAUAGAAAGCCUGCUGUGUACUAACCUGAGUGUUAGGUACAGGAGCUCUGAGGACACAUAAGGAUGGGACCUUGUCUCAUAGGAUGCAAAAUUUAACAAAAGUUACAGCUUGUAAGCAAAUAAUUAUUUGCAAAAUACUGUAACAGAAACAGGUUGGAAGUACCCUGUUGGGGACAGGGAAAAUGCUACCAAAAUGACAUAUAUCUGCACGGAAUUAAAUAGAAUCUGUCUAGUGUUUGAAGAGCAAAAGAUGUUUCCACCAGGUGGGUAGGUGAUAUUUACACUUUGCAAACGUGGAAGCUGAGCCUCAAAGAGGAGGUCACACAAAAUCUGAUGCCAACCUUGAUCUCUGAUACCUUAUCCACAAAGAUUCUUUGAAGGAUUUAUAAUUAUAAUCUUUUGCUUAUGGGAAAAUUGUGACAGAAUAGAUAAGCCACUCAACCUUGAAUGUUAAGUCAGGACUAGGGACCAUAAUUUUGUAUCCCUAAUGUAAAUAGACAAUCUCUUCAAGAAAGGAAAAGAACCUGUAGCAAACCCUCAAACUCCUUCUCCAGCUAUAAAACCCUCUGUUUCCGUGUUGUUUGGUGUUUUGUUAUCAUUUGCAUUUAAUGUGCUUCUCUCUGUUAUUGAAGGCAUUGAAAAUCCACAUAUUAUAUAAUCAUAACUGCUGCUAAUGCUUGAUUAUAUACUCAGGGACAAUAUAUAAUGUUAGAUUGCUGAUUGGUUUUGCCCAGCCCCCUCUUACAUUUCAUUAAGAAAGAAAAACCAGUCAGAGACAAUGUAUAAAUCAGAAAGUCAACUGCCAGUUCUAUAUAGCAUAAAAGGAAAAGACAACUGAGAGACAGACAACUGAUCUGAUCAAGCAUGGGUCCAAGGUACCCUGGAUUAUUCAAUCUAUUUUCUACAAGCUUUUGUUUCUCUCUGUUCAGUAUGGUUUCCAUGGGAAUUUGAUUCAGAAAAUCCAAGUAUGGGCUAUUUCAGACGUGUGUACUUACUUGUGUUUUCUUAGCUCUUCUGAAAGUGCUACAAGACUUGGAACUGGUCAAGAAAAUGGUGAGAACAUAUGACAGGGAGCCUGGAAAUGAUACCAGUCAGAUGGCAUUUUUAACAACUUAGUGGUUUUUCUUUGGGAUUAUUAAAAAUAUCCAUUAUUCACUACAGCGAAGGUCUCUGAUUUGACAGUUUAUUUUCACAGGCAUUACUAACAUUUUGUAGAGCUGCUACGUAUAUAUACGGAUGUGUGUGUGUGUUACCAUCUUAUAUUAAAUUAAAUGCUAUGGAACUCUU